AUUAGUUGCGUGUUCCUCCCUAACAACGGUGCCUACUUCGUAGCCUAUAUUAUUAUAGCGACGUUCGUUUGGUCGCCAUUGGAGUUGCUACGGUUACGGCAGCUAGCUAUAUAUAUCUAUAGACGAAUCAGAGCAAAGACUAAACUGGAGAAGCGACAGAUUAUCAGAGAAUAUGAUUUUAAGUUUGGCACUAAAUAUGCCUCUAACCUCAUCAUAUUCACAAUGACGUCUGCAUUAAGUCUGACCACACCUCUCGUCGUACCAUUUGGAGCUUUGUUUUUUGGCAUCAAGUACCUGAUUGACAAGUAUAACCUGUUAUACGGGUAUAAACCAGUUUAUGUGAGUGGACGACAGUACCUUCACAAGUCGGCCAUGAAACUGGUGAUGGUGGGCGUGGUCUUUGUUCAAUUUGUGACUCUCUUUUAUUCAGUUGUGAGAGAAGGUUCCGUAUCUGCUAGAUCAAUAGUUCUUUUAGUGCUACUGAUAGUCACUGGUUUACUGUUAUUCGGACUGUUGGUCCUUGGAUGGUUCUCUUAUCUUUUACCAAAAAUAAGAAUUAAAAUGGGACAGGAAUACUCUAUAUUUGGUUUGAACGAAGAGGAGGAAGACAGAAUAGUAGAGCCUGGUGAGUAUGUCGCUCCUGUGUUAAUGGCUACUGGUGAUGAGAUACCUGGAGAUACUGUAGAGCAGCAUUUGGAUAGAGAAGGGGAAGGAAAAGGAGGUGUGGCUCAAAGUUACGAGUCAUUUGGUAGAACUAUUGCUGGAGGUCAGAUAAAGUUGAGUCCAAGUAGAAGGAGUGAUGCUAAAGGGACUAGGGAGAAGGAGCGACCACCAUCACUUGUUGUUGAAGAAGAGGGUGAUGACAUUGAAAAUGAAAUCAAAGACAAUUAAACAAUUACAUAUAAGAACUCACUGCCAAUUGUUAUCAUUAUUAUUGCAUAUUAAACUGAAUUGUUAACUAAGUUUUGUUAAUGUGAUUGUAGCCAUUUUACUUUAUUAUUGUGCAUUAUACAUGAUCUUGUAUUACUACUUCAUGUGUAACUAUUUUGACUUUUGUUAUUAUUAAAAUUUGUAGGUCUUAUUCUCUUUAACUAAA
Messenger RNA from Amphimedon queenslandica, 1096 nucleotides. Its product is annotated as CSC1-like protein 2. Lineage: Eukaryota; Metazoa; Porifera; Demospongiae; Haplosclerida; Niphatidae. The transcript has 6 exons. The annotation marks the transcript as partial. Gene Ontology annotation, cellular component: plasma membrane. The record is from RefSeq and is a predicted model, not a curated record. Gene Ontology annotation, molecular function: calcium-activated cation channel activity.